Molecule: messenger RNA, 541 nt
Organism: Dermacentor albipictus
Lineage: Eukaryota; Metazoa; Arthropoda; Arachnida; Ixodida; Ixodidae
Product: antimicrobial peptide microplusin-like
Source: RefSeq, a predicted model, not a curated record
UCUUAUUUAAUCUAGCUCUCCGUCGCAGUUGGUCAGCUAAAUCUUCGGGCACUUCCACACUCCCUUUGUGUCUGCCUUCUUUCUUUUUCUUAGCGCUUUUAGGUUAUUCGAGAUGAAAGUGCUCCUCGUCUGCGGACUGAUCCUGGCUGGAGCCUUCCUCGCUGAGGCUGCCGGUGGUAGGGAGCUGUGUGGGAAGAGCAAUGAAGAAAUCAAGGCAGUUCUGAAGUGCAUGGGAGAGCACGUUCCCCCUGAGCUCAGAGGCAAGGCGGCCGGAAUCAUCAGCAGCAAGGGAGACAACCUGGCCGAGCUUGUCAAGAAGCAGUGUGACGCAGACAUUGACUUCGUCGAGUUGCUGGAAACGGUGUUCUCAGGUAACGAGGCAGAAGCCAUCAAGAAGGCCUACAGGGAGUGCAAGCCGAGCCGAAGAUGAUGUGAUUCUGAGAAACCGCGAAUGGUGCAGUGAUCCGCUUCUGAAGUCACCAAGAAUGUAUUUCUACAUGCUGGAAGUGUCAUACCAAAAUAAAAAUUUUCCACAUUUGUA